Symbiodinium sp. CCMP2592 is the source of this 306-nucleotide messenger RNA. The record is from the annotation of a GenBank genome assembly. Lineage: Eukaryota; Dinophyceae; Suessiales; Symbiodiniaceae.
GCAGCAUCGCCCAAAAAGCGGAGCUCGAGGGGCUCGAAGGCGAAGGCCGCGAAGGCCCCUUUGGAGCCGCAAAGUGAGUGGUUCUGCCGAGUUCGGCCGCACGAUGAUGAGGAGGAUGCAAAGCGGAAGAAGCGCCCCAAGGGCAAAAGCUCCAGGAAGUCCAAGACGACCUCACCAUCUUCGGACUCGGAAUCCUCGGACAGCUCUUCAAGUAGCCGCUCUGCCUCUUCUGCGACGCCGCAGACACGGGCUCUGGAACAGAUGUACGAUGGACUCGGAAAGUCUGACGAGGACAGCGCCGCAUGA